AUGUGCUUGGUACAUGGAUACGUGUCUCAACAUCAGGCUAUAAUUCACAAAGAAGUAAAACACAAAAGCGCAUAUUCCUCUGAACCGAAAACCGACGAUGUUAAGACUUUUAGCUCGAAAGACACGGUCUAUAUUGAUCUUGUUCUCACUCAGAUCACGGACUCCGAGCUCGACAGACAACCCAUCAGAAAGGGUCUUAGCACACUACGUUCGCACAAUAAAGCAAAGAUGGCCAGCACUCUGUCUCGCGGUCUUCCCCGUCUCGUCUCAUCCCUACAUACCACGCCCAUCCUCAGCCGCCCACGCUCUCACAAGGCCCUCGCCAGGACCAUCACCAGCUUCCACGGACUGCAGGGCCUCGCGCAGCCAUGGCGGGUACCGACGGAAGAAGCUCCUGAGCUGGUGGAGAGCGGGGAACUGGCGCUACACUUGGAGGCCCUCCAGCUGUGGCACGACGAGGCUGAGCUCUUACGGGAAUCGAGAGUCCUUCCUCCAGGCGUUGACGACCAGAUCAACCUCCAGGCAGAGACUCGAGGCCAAGUCAAAGACCUUAUGGAGACUCUGAUUGAGGAAGAUAUCUUGGACGUCCGUCGGGGUUGGGUCCUCGCCUCCAACUUUUAAUGCUUUCCAUAUUUCCAUUUCCGACACCAAUGUUCCAUAUCAGUGAACCUCCUUCGGCCUGGACUGUUCACUCCCAAGAAAGAUGAACACAGCGUGCUGUUUAGGCCACAGCGAGGGUUCUCCCGCGAGGCCUUCGGCCUUGAGCGACGACCAAAGCCUAAGCGCCUUCCUCCUCAACGACGAAGGCGCUGUGACACUGGACGAGCCUGUACCUUGAAUAUGUAGUUUUAGGAUACAGUGACUGUGACUCUCUUCAGAGUUACUAAUGAAAUGUUUAUUGUUUUUGACAAGAGGCACUUCCCUCUAUAAUGUUCAUGCUAUAAUGACUGCAACCUAUGUUUAAAGAUAACAGGGUUGUUAAAUGAUGAUCUGUUUGUAUACGUAUAUGACUGCGAUUCCGUCGCUCUUGACAAUUUAAUCAAUAAAAUACUUACAUGUU
Molecule: messenger RNA, 1060 nt
Organism: Penaeus chinensis
Lineage: Eukaryota; Metazoa; Arthropoda; Malacostraca; Decapoda; Penaeidae
Exons: 5
Coding region: 1-621 (206 amino acids)
Source: RefSeq, a predicted model, not a curated record